Molecule: messenger RNA, 831 nt
Organism: Phragmites australis (common reed)
Lineage: Eukaryota; Viridiplantae; Streptophyta; Magnoliopsida; Poales; Poaceae
Product: MDIS1-interacting receptor like kinase 2-like
Exons: 1
Coding region: 1-831 (276 amino acids)
Biological process (GO): protein phosphorylation
Molecular function (GO): ATP binding; protein kinase activity; protein binding
Source: RefSeq, a predicted model, not a curated record
AUGAGAAACCUCUGCAGGCUGGAUUUAAGUAAAAAUCAACAGUCUGGGAGGGUCCCUUCACAGAUUGGCCAACUCAAUGAUCCUGUGUUUCUUGAUUUAUCUAGCAACCAACUGAAUGGAACAAUACCUAUGGAGCUUGCAGACUGUCAAAAGCUUAUUUCAAUUAAGUUAAAUGACAACAAGUAUGAACUUUCAGACUGUGCUAGAUCUGAGCAAGAACUGGGGAACCUAAACAUGUUGAAAUUCUUAAAGCUCCCUCAAAAUCAAUUCAGUGGAAGCAUUCCAUCCUCAGUAACAAGUAUUAAAAGCUUGUCAAUACUUGAUGCAUCACACAACAAUUUGGAAGGUCAUGUUCCAAAAGGGAUCCGCAAUGCUUCAAUAAAUUGGUUUUUCCACAAGAGUCUCUGUGGUGACUAUUUUAGUUUGCCACCAUGUUAUUCACCUUCAGCAUACAAGAAUGGGAAGAAACGCCGAAACUUGGUAUCUGCAAUUGGGAUUCUUCUACUUGUUAGACAGAAGAAAAAACCUACAGACACAACUACCAGGAGUGGCAGGGGUGUAUUUUCUAUCUUGAACUUUGAUGGAAGAUUAGCAUUCGAAGAUAUCGUUAGUGCCACUGAGAACUUUGAUGAGAAACAUUGUGUCGGAGCAGGAUGUUAUGGCAGUGUCUACAAAGCACAACUACAGACGGGAGGAGUGUUUGCUGUAAAGAAGCUAUACUCUACUGGAGAAGCUGUGGGUGAUGCUACAAUUCACCGUGGAAUUGAACUUUUGAUGAAGAUACGGCACCACAACAUUGUCAAACUGUAUGGUUUUUGUUCACAUGGAUGA